Molecule: messenger RNA, 738 nt
Organism: Vigna radiata var. radiata (mung bean)
Lineage: Eukaryota; Viridiplantae; Streptophyta; Magnoliopsida; Fabales; Fabaceae
Product: probable cadmium/zinc-transporting ATPase HMA1, chloroplastic
Exons: 2
Coding region: 228-551 (107 amino acids)
Source: RefSeq, a predicted model, not a curated record
GUGCUAUGCUGUAAUCUACUAAUCUUUUUUUCUGGGAAAGAAGGGAUGAUGCUUUAAGCUUUUUCAUAUAUAUGUCCAGGUGGAGAAGCGGACAACUUACCCAAAUCUUUGAACUUCUCUGUCUGUUUACCCACCCUCCAUUAAGUAAAACACAUUGAGCCUUCCACAUUUGAUAUGCUACUGUCUCACUUUCAACAGUAUCCACCAGAAUCUAACUUACUGGUCAGAUGAUGCAGGUAACAUUGAUUCAUCUAGAGGAUAGGCCUCAUCCUGGGGCUUUUAAUGUUAUUCAAGAAUUGCAAGAUGAAGCAGAGUUUCGUGUGAUUAUGUUAACCGGAGAUCACGAGUCUAGUGUCAAGAGAGUUGCAAGUGCUGUGGGCAUCAAAGUGUUUCAUUGCAACCUGAAGCCUGAAGAUAAGUUGAGUCAUGUGAAGGAUACAUCAAGGGAUAUGGAGCAGCGGAAUGGAAUUCAGUGGAAGAGAAUGAGAGUUCUAGCAGCGGAAGUAGUGAAUAUUGGUGGCUGUUUGGGAAUGGGUGAGCUGCUUCAAUGAAGCGGGCUAUAGCUCAGACGACCUUCCAUGAAGAAAGGAAGCUAUAGGGGUAAGGGAGAAACAGUGAGAAUUGACCCUUGGCAGAUAAAAGAGUUCGAAAAUACAUCAGUAGAGUUUUUUUAAUGGAAGAUGAUAUUUUUACAAUGGUACACGUGUUAUCAUUUUAUUAGUUUAUUUAAAUUGACGU